Stegostoma tigrinum is the source of this 8633-nucleotide messenger RNA. It is a transcript of the gene epb41a, whose product is annotated as erythrocyte membrane protein band 4.1a. The record is from RefSeq and is a predicted model, not a curated record. Gene Ontology annotation, cellular component: plasma membrane; cytoskeleton. The transcript is spliced from 20 exons. Gene Ontology annotation, biological process: cortical actin cytoskeleton organization. Lineage: Eukaryota; Metazoa; Chordata; Chondrichthyes; Orectolobiformes; Stegostomatidae. The coding region runs from base 138 to 2642 and encodes 834 amino acids. Gene Ontology annotation, molecular function: structural molecule activity; actin binding.
AUAGAAACUGAUACUUGCCAUGAGUUUGGAGCUUACGUACGAUAUGCACAUUGUUUGAGUGAAACGUGAUUUACAAGAUUCUUGUCUGCUUUUCUUGUUCUUUUGAACCUGUCUCUUUCUGCAAAACAAGCUUCAUCAUGGCCACAGAAGUUAGCUCAAGCACUGCAAAAGGAAAUCCCCAUCAGCAGCAUUCAACUUCUGAGCAACAAGACCCUCCCAAGUUUGACAAAGCAGAGAACCAGCCAAAGGAGAAUCAGCAGCCAAUAGACGUAGUGGACAAGCAAACAGCCGCAGUACCAGUCAACGGUGGUCCAGCCCACAAAGAAGAGGCAGAGAAGGAGCAGUCCUCGGGCAGCAAAGGAUUGUCUCGUUUCUUACCCGGCUGGCUCAAGAGACCCAAAUCUCAGAUUUCAGAAGAAGAGAUUGGAAAAGAAACUGGAGUGGCUUCUGUUGAGGACAACACUGUGCAACUACAGCAACAACAACAGAAUUCAGUAGAGCAAAAAGAAGAAAGAGGACAAGGGGCCCCUAUUGCUGACCAGGAGUUGGAUGAUAAUAUUGAGGAAGAAGCAACUUUAGAUUUGCAUUCCCUGAGUAGUGUUGAGACGCAGCCAGCGCAAGAAGAGAAAGAAGAUUUUGCUCCAGAGGAAGAUCCAGUGAUUAAGGAUGAAGUAAAGCUAGAAACUCCUGAAGAGAAACAAGGUCAAAGUACAGGGCUAAAAACUAGUGAAGUUUCAAAACCAUCUCUGAAGAUUACCAAAAAGCCUAAAACCAUGCGCUGCAAGGUGACUCUGUUGGAUGAAACUGAAUUUCAGUGUGAUGUUGAGAGACAUUCCAAGGGACAUGAACUCUUUACCAAAGUGUGCCAGCAUCUUAACCUAUUGGAGAAGGACUAUUUUGGUUUGGCCAUUUGGGAUUCAACAAGUCAAAGAAGUUGGUUAGACCUCACCAAAGAGAUUAAGAAGCAAUUACAAGGUGGACCUUGGGAUUUUACAUUCAAUGUGAAGUUUUAUCCACCUGAUCCUGCACAGUUGACUGAAGAUAUAACAAGAUAUUACCUGUGUCUUCAGUUGCGUCAGGACAUAGUUACUGGAUGUCUGCCGUGUUCAUUUGUUACCCUGGCCCUGCUGGGAUCAUACACUGUUCAGUCAGAGCUGGGUGAAUAUGACCCAGAGUUACAUGGAACAAAUUAUGUUAGUGAGUUUAGGUUGGCCCCAAAUCAAACAAAGGAAUUGGAAGAGAAAAUUAUGGAACUUCAUAAAACACACAGAGCUAUGACUCCAGCACAAGCAGAUUUGCAAUUCUUGGAGAAUGCAAAGAAACUUUCAAUGUAUGGUGUGGACUUUCAUCCCGCUAAGGACUUAGAAGGAGUGGACAUCAUGCUUGGGGUAUGUUCAGGUGGUCUUCUUGUAUACAAAGACAGGCUCAGGAUCAACCGUUUUGCCUGGCCGAAAGUUCUCAAGAUCUCAUACAAACGCAGCAGCUUCUUCAUUAAAAUUCGUCCAGGCGAGGAUCAGUGUGAAAGCACUAUUGGAUUCAAACUGCCCAAUUACCGGGCUGCCAAAAAGUUGUGGAAGGUAUGCGUGGAAAAUCAUACCUUCUUCAGACUAACAACACCUGAAUCCACAGCGAAGAGCAAAUUCCUGUCCCUGGGUUCCAAAUUCCGUUAUAGUGGUCGAACACAGGCUCAGACCAGAGAAGCAAGUGCUCUAAUUGAUAGACCUGCACCACGGUUUGAGCGAACUGCAAGCAAAAGGGCAUCCAGAAGCCUUGAUGGAGCUAAACGUAAGUUUCCAAAAACUUCUGUUGAAUUACCACUGGACGAGGAUCUUGAGCCCAGAUGCAUUGAAGCACCCAAAGAGCAGCCAGCUGCAGUGGCUGGGACUCCAGACAGAAGCCCGAGGGCAGUUACUACCUCUGCGCCAACCAUAUCUCAGAGUCAUUCAGUGGAAGCUAGUAGCCCACCCACAGUUGAGACAACUGGAGUGACUGAAUCGAAAGCAGUUAAGGAGGAAGUGAAAUUGGAGGUAAAACAAGAAGAGUGCCUCAUUGAGAAAAAAAGAUCAGAACCAGUCCGAGAGGUUAAGCAGGCCAUCACACAGGCGACUGAGAUCACAUCAUUUCCUGCUGCAGCAAAUGAAAAAUCACAGCAAAAGCCUGAUGGAGAGGAAGAGGUUGUCCGAAUGCGCAAGAAGAGAUCAAAGAAAGUUGAGGGUGAAAACAUUUAUGUCAGGCAUAGCAAUUUAAUGUUGGAGGAUCUAGACAAAACUCAGGAUGAGAUCAUGAAACAUCAUGCUAGUAUUAGCGAACUGAAGCGCAGCUUUAUGGAGUCUGUACCUGAACCACGCCCAAGUGAAUGGGAUAAACGUCUCUCGGCACACUCGCCUUUUAGAACAUUGAACAUCAACGGGCAGGUUCAGUCUGGUACAGAAGGAGCCAUGGUGAUUUCAGGCCUACGCCCUGAAAAGAAGCUUGGUGGGCCAGAGAUGUGGAUGUUGCUGGCUGAACUAACAUUUAUUACCUAUCCCUUUUCGCUUGACGCGAAUGGCUUACUUAGCCAUUUCAAAGUUGAAAGUCAACCAUAUUGCUGUGGGUCUGGACAUACAUGUAGGCCAGACCAGAAUGAGACAACAUACAAUUAAACCCUUUCAGUGGAACUUUGUAUGUGCCUGGAUUUCACUUUUACGUAUGUAAGAAAAAUAAACACAUCAUGAAAACCCAAUUGCAGGCUUAUUGUUUUCUUUUGAAUUGUGCUGAUUGUUUCAGCUUUGUUUACUAUGUGUUCCUGUUGCCAAAUCGGUAUGGUGUAACCGUGCAGUGUUAUGGCCAUUUAUGAAAAAUAUAUAAAUAUUAUAAAACCAAUAUACUGCUGGAAUAAGUUAAAGUUAUAAAUUAAUCAGGUUGUUCCAAUGACCACUUAAAUCUUCAGAGAAAACCUUUUUUAAACAAAUAAUCAAGCUAUUUUGUCCAAAAUUAAGUGAUAAUAUGUUACUACAAUUUUGUUUUAUGUUUAGUUGUGAGGAAGAAAAUCGUAUGAUUAGCAUUUUCUUUUGCUUAUGGAUAUUUUUGUCACUAUUGUACCUUUUCGUGGUGGUCAUUUCACCCUGGAAAACUUAUUUGGAUUAUUUGUAUCAACAGAUUUUCUCUGAAAGUUUAGGAUGCUGAUAGAAUCAGUUGAUUGGUGGAGCAAAUUUAUAGCAGAUUGAAAACCUUGGAUAUAAAGUUGAGUAGUCUAGUUUAGACACUAAGCUUAUGUAGACUGUAACGUUUAAAAUAAACGUUAAGUAUUGCUGUACAUUCUUUGAACAGUUUAUUGUACGAAUUUUCUACAUUAGCUUCAGUUGUUUUGGUUGUAAUUCAGUAACAAGUUGAGAGAAGGACCGUUGAGUGGCAUUCCAUAUGUUUGGUGAGACCAUUGAAGCAUGUUGGGGUUAGUUGGUUUGUUCACACCUUCACGUCAAAUUGAUUUAGAUUGAAGUGUGCAGUCUUGUUGAUGUCUCAAUGAGAAAGACCAUUCUGUAGAAAUAUAUAUGCUUUUUAUUUCAAGAUAGAAAUUUUUGAAGUGACCGCAGUUUAAUCAUAAUGACUAAAGAGUAUUUUAUGUUAAGUCGAUUGUAAAUACAUAUAGCCAGAUGAUAAAGCACAGAUUUAAAUCUUGAAGAAAACAGUGUGCACUUCCACCAGUCAAAUUGUUUACAGACUAUCAAUUUUUAUUGACUGUUUAACCAGAAUCUUUUGAGCAGUGCUAAACUACUGUACAGUUAAUGUGCGAGUACAGAAGUUCCAUUCUCUCACUACUGUUUUUAAAUUUAAAAAAAAGUUGCCCCAGAGUGUAAAGUGACACAAAACAGGCGGUAAAUGAAGUAUAGAAAAAUGAGGAUGUAUGAGAAUACAAGGUACACGUCUUGCAAGUGAAAAAUUUGUGUUAUUUACCAAGCAUCCUAAAUGAUUGUACUUAGCUGUAUUUAAAAUAGUUUUAAUGAUAACACAAACAUCAGUUUGUUGGAACUUUUAGAAUGUUAGAUAGUGUUCAUUCUUGUUAAUUGAGAUAACCUCUUACAAAAAAUAAAACCUCAGUAAAUAAAGUUGAGCAUUUGGGUUAUAGUUCUAUUAAAUCAUCUGUACCUUUCUCUCAUGAAGUAAAUAAAACUAAUCUUUUUGGCACAUACUUGCUAAAUCUUAAUUGAAUCUUUUGAACUAUAAUUUUAUAAGUGCUUGAUUGCAAUCUCUAAAGAAGACUUUUGUAGUGCUAGUAAUCCAAAGCCAAAGUGUUUGCUUCCUCUAGUAUUAUUAAAGAUUUCUGGCCUAAUAUCUCAACAGUGAGCACCAUAAGAAUUAUAGAGGAGGCUUCGCAAAAUUCUUAUGUCUUAUUAAACUUGUUGCUGAACAAUACCUGUUUAUGUGCCAUAUCAGUGCAUUUCAGUACAGGUCAGAUCUGCUAUACUUUGAUUUCGCCUCUGUCAGUGUAGCUAGUUAGAACAUUUUAAGUACCAAGCAUAUGUGAUGUGAUUUGCCCUAAUCAGUCCCUGUUUAUGUUGGGAGACUGAAAUGUUAGUUUGUACCAGAUUCUUUCAAUGAAAUCUUCUGGAUUUUUGUAGGUUAUGUACCUGCAAUUUAUAGGACGACUGCUUUAAUAAACUCUGUGGGUCUUCUUAUAUUAUUUUGUGGUCGUUAAAUUUAUGUAACAUUAUUAUCUGCUAACCAGAUGCAAUCAAAAGUUGCCUGUAGUUGAGAUUGUAUUCUAAAACAUAGAAUAAAUGAUAGUUGUUGAUUGUUUGCACCUCAAGAUUUUCAAAUGGAUAAGACUAAAUUUUAUUUAUAGCUGUUUAACUCAGCUCAUUCUGAAAUUGGCCUUGUAAUUAAAAAGAUACAUUGUCUAUAUUUUCUGAAAAUGUUUUGCAAUGAAACUGUAGUUAUUGGAUUUGUUACGGUGAGCUGAAAAUCAUUAUACUUCAUACAGAAAAAUUGCUAUGUAUGAAAGGUGCCUUUUUGUGCACACUCUGAAUAGCUUGCAAUUAUUUAUCUUUCAGUUUAUACAAUGAUUUCUAACGACCUUGGACAGGGUUGUAAUUCACCUCAAUUGUUCAUUAUUUAUGAAUGUAAAAAUAUAUCUGUCACUGGCCAUUUCCAAAAAUGGUAUAAUUGAUGAGUUGUAGAGUCCAUCAGAGCGCACCAGUUAUUUCUGUAGCGUUUUUGUAAUUGCCUGAUCUGCUAAUGUUUGUUUUCUGCUGCAAAAGGAUAGUUUGAACUACGAUCCUUGAAGAGAUUCCAAAUGGAAAUUAAAGGGAGGAAAGUAUCCUGUAUGCAUUUUCUGAAAAUUAAUGUCUGGAUUAAAUUACAGUGGUGAACUUAUACAAAAUGUAACAAACAAAUUUUCUAACUAAGCAUUUUGCUAUAGCAUUUCUCCUAUGUACUUUCACUAUGUUCAAUACCCAGCAGUUGAAACUACAGUAGUUACUGGUGAGUGCUCCUAAGUGCUAUAUGCAGUGCAGUUUUGUGUUUAAUUUUUAUGGCUUUGUAGCUGACACCUUGGCUGUAAAGAUACAAAUGAGCAGUGAUUUGUUUUUGCUUUGAAUGAAGGUAAUAGGCACAGUAUCCUUGUCUUGACCUACUUAGGCAGCUGUUCAAGAUGUUUAAACAAAGCAUGUACUUUGUAUAUAUAGGAGCACCUGCACAUAACCUUUGAGCAGAAUUAUUAUGCAGAAAAGUUUUAUUUAGCAUUGUGGAUUUAUGUACAAGUACGUUCUAAGCAUACUGCAUUUUAACAAUUUAUAUUGUAAUAUACUGCCUUUUUAAAUGAUUUUAUUUGGGCAUAAUAACUCAACUAUAUUGCUAGUAUAAUUGACUGUCAGAGAAGGGCAUCAAGUUUUGAGCCAGGCACUCUGAGCAGGAGGACCUAAUAUUUUAAAUAUCAUCACCUUUCAUAAUUAAAUGCAUUUUUCAAUUUGUAGAUACCUUUGCAAAACUGCUGUCUAUGUACGUCAAGGGAGAGCCUUUAUUUUGCUUUGGAAUGGUUUGUUUUCCUUUACCACAGAAUUUGAACUAAUGGCAAAGUUUUGCCAAGUAGCAUCACCUUUAGCUUGCUCCAUUGCAUCUCUUAAUCCCAUUUUGAGACCUUUACUUCAGUUGAAGCUUCAUUAAUUAUUCAAAGUCGCAUGAUCACCAGAAGGACCUCAGGUUACCACUUAUUUUACCUAGAAGGGUUAAAAUACUUGUGAAAUUGCAGUGUCCAUCUGAAUGAUGAGUUUUUUAGACACAUAAACAGAUGUUGUUUGGUCAAGUAUUUGGAGAGUAUGUACAACACUAUAAAGUCACUCGUCCCCAUGUACAUGUCUUCUGUAGUACUGAAUGUCAAAAUUUGAUUAUGCAAUGCAUAACACAGUUCUUUUGUAGGCAGAUAAAGUCAUUGAUUACAGAUGGCCUUUUAUUUUAAUGUUUUAAGCAUGAAAUGUGUAGUUGAUUUAAACAAUUGAGGUUUGUUUUAAUUAUACAAGGACUGUCAGAGGAGCAAGAUUAGCCAGAUAAAUGCAGUAUUGAUUCAGACUAACCUCUUAAUGCUUUAAAGUUUUUAUGUAUUUUGAUACUUAUUUGUUCUUGUUUUAGUGUUGGGAUUUCCAUACUAUAUUGUGUCACUCUUAAAUGACGUAACGUAAAACUUAAUAAGCUUCUACGCUUAGCAGUCAGCCUGAUUGAAAAAUUGCCAUUGCAGUCAACUUUAAAGAAAUGCUGUACCAAAUUGAUACAAGGCAUUUUAAUGCAAGCAAGUUAAAAGUUGCUGUAAUAUACACUUUGACUAAAUUCUAGUCUGGAAACAAAUGCCAAACAGGUUUAGGAAUAUUGAAAAUAGGAGCAGGAAUAGGCCAGUCAGCCCAUUGAGCUGACUGCAGCAUUCAAACAGAUUAUCAAUCUGUCAUAUUUUCCCACCAUCCCAAUAUCUCUUAAUUGUCCUUAUUAUCUUGAUGAAAUCCAAUAUUCUGUCUGUAAUACGAUCUGUUAAUACACUGUUUCACAGAUUAAUGCAAAACUUGUACAACUGCUGGAAGGAUAUCAGAUAACCCUUUAGUUCUAGAAUAUUAAAAUACUUUAAUUAAUCAUUCUUAAUUUAUUUUCUAAAAUUAUCGCCUGUGGUCAACUUCUUGUCCAAGUCAUUGCAUUUCCUACUGAAUUUUGGUGACGUGAUUUAAACAAAAUCACUGUUUUUAAAAAAAAGUUCUGAAGAUGUAGUAUCAGUUGGACUCUGACAAGUAUAUUUACUGUUGAUCUGUUUGACAUUCCUAUAGCGUAUUUUGUUUCAGAACGAUCAUUUCAAGAUGACUUCUAUUAUGCGCAGCUAACCUCAAAACAGUUGUAACUAUAGUAAUUCUAGAAACUAGACUAGGAGGCUACUUGUACUUUGUGCUCUAUAAAUUUAAAAGUUAGGUGUAUAUGUGUGAUUUUUGAAAUAAGAGUCCAAUAAGUGCCAACAUUUAGUGUUAUAGUACCUACACUGUAAUCAAUAGAGGUUUGAGAUAUUGACCUUUUGUAGAUGUCCCAAAAUAAAAUUGAUGGGCACCCAAGUAUUUUAAACCCCAUUGUUGUGGUGUAUGUUUACCCAGCAUAAAGCAAAAAUGCACUUUAUAUUGCUUUCUGCAGGUUUGUAAUUUGGCCCCUUUCACAGCAUGCCUGCCUGUUAUAUGAAUGUUCUUUCAAGCUGCAGUAUCUCUUUGCCAGCAAAUAGUAGCGCCAAUGAACAAAAUACUUUCAACCAACUGAUUUUUAAAAAAGGACCUUCAGUAAAAAGAGUCAACAAUAUAGAUGGAUAGUGUCUCCAUCAAAUAAGCCUGAAAAUUCAGAAAGGGAUACUGAAGCUUCAAUAAUUCUGUCUAGUUCAUCUAUCUGUUUUUGAUCCUUUUAAAAAAUUUAUUUUGAAGAAGAUUAAGGACCUUCCAGGGAGCAUGAAUUGAAAUAGCUAUUUAUUCCAAAACCAAAUGUUACACUUUUCAGUUUUACAAUUACUCUGUAGCUUUAUUGCAUCUUUGAAGGCAUCUGCUGAAUCACAAAUGAUACCUGUUUAAACUCUGGAAUCUGCUCAUUUAUGCUAAUCAAAAACUGUUCACAUUUCAUUGCUUUUUUUGUGACAUUCUGUUCCAAUGAGCAAGUUGCAUCAUGCAACCAAGCCUUUUCAAGAGAAGGGAAGCAAAUGAAAAGCGUGUCUUGUUUCAGUGUUAUGAUUUAACCCUUAAAAUUGCAAUAACCACCCUUAAGAUAUCUGAACUCUGCUCAUUCUGACUCCUUGAAUGUCUCUGUUAUUGCUUCACCAUUGUUGGCUGUCUUCAGCUGCUGAGGUCCUAUUUGAGUCCUAAGACUCUUUUCCAAUACUACUACUCCUUUUAUUUCUCUCUGCUCCUUUAACGUGCUCCUUAAACGUACCUCUUUGACCAAGUUUUUAAACAUCUCACUUCAUAUCUCCUUGUAUAGUUUGAUGUCAAACUUUGUAUGAUAACGGUCCUGUGAAGUGUUUUGGGGCUUUUUAUGAUAUUAAAGGCCCUGUUUUAAUACAAGUUGAUGUUGUUAUGGAACUAAUCACUUUCUGGUAUCUAUAACUGCGUUUAUUACUUUAUCUUCCUUUUUCUCCCUCCCACUCUUUCCUGCUG